Molecule: messenger RNA, 3565 nt
Organism: Amphibalanus amphitrite
Lineage: Eukaryota; Metazoa; Arthropoda; Thecostraca; Balanomorpha; Balanidae
Product: cAMP and cAMP-inhibited cGMP 3',5'-cyclic phosphodiesterase 10A-like
Exons: 17
Coding region: 529-3240 (903 amino acids)
Biological process (GO): signal transduction; negative regulation of receptor guanylyl cyclase signaling pathway
Molecular function (GO): 3',5'-cGMP-stimulated cyclic-nucleotide phosphodiesterase activity; protein binding
Source: RefSeq, a predicted model, not a curated record
ACAUUAUAGAGUUCAGUGAUCUAUGCAAACCAACAACACAUGACGUCAUACUCUAGCGCAGAUUGGCGGGUAAUUCAAACGUAAACAAAGAAUUCGAUAACCUUGAAUUUGUUAUUUCGAUUCGUGCAGAUUCGUGUGCCGUGUGCGUCUUUUUUUUGUCACGGCGGAACGGAAUUGAGCAAGUAAACCAAAAACUUUUGUAUUUUCCUGUAAAAUCAUUCUGUUUCAUGUCUAUUUAAUGUGCUUAAUGUGUUUCUACUGAUCUUUCCUUGAGCAUUACACAUGUUUCACAUCCCUAUUUGAUGAUAAAGCGUGGACUUGUCAGCGUCAGAAAGCAAAUUGAAAUCCACCAGACGAGCACUGAAUAAUAAUUGUAAUUCGUCCGAGCAACAUUGAACGGCGAUGAGGUCGCAGACCCUCUGAGGGGCGGCAGACGAACCUACCUCGGACGGCAUAACGCCCCGUCAUCGUCUGACGUCAGUGCUGUGCGGACGGGACAUCGGGUCGCAUCUCCGUCUCCCGAGCGCCAUGUACUCCCGCUCCAAACGCGGCAGCAACUUCCUUCAGGAGUCUGAGCGGUCGCUGCUGCGCUCGCGCCGCGACACCGCCUGGCAGAACGAGCUGGCCUCCCGCAGCCAGUUGCAAGCUGUCUUCUCUUCGUCGCGGGCGACGGAAGCGACCAGGACUGGUGCGGCGGCGCGGACGACCGGGGGCCCGUCCGCAGCUGCGGCGCCGGCCGCCGGCGGGGCCCAGGAGGGCGGCCCGGUGACCCAGCGUGGCUCGGUGGCGGACACCGUGCGCCGCCUCUCGGACCCGGUGCGCCGCAAGUCGAGCGGUCUGCCCGAGUCGCAGUCAGGCCUGCUGCCCAGCGCCAGCAUGGGCCCGCUGGCCUCGGCAGUACGGUUCAACGCCAUAAAUGAAGACGAUGUCGUGCAGUUUCUCAACGCUAACCCAGAGACGAUCUCUCACUAUGUCAAGGAGUAUGUCGACGUUCCAACUAUCAAGGGCUGGCUGUCGGCCAAGUCGUCGGGGGCGGUUCGCACGCUGGUCGCUCCGGCCGGCCACCACAGCACCUACGGUGAGGCGGCCGCCGAGACGCUGCGCCGCCACCUGCUCGACGAGGCCUCGCACCCGGACCACACGCCCCGGCUGCUGCACGAGCUUGCCAGGGUGGCCGCCGUCGCUGUCGGCGCCGAUGGGUUCACCCUGUUCCUGAUCGACUCCAAGCUGAACGACCUCAUCGAGUACACACCGGGCCGGGACGACUUCGUCCAAACAAAGGCAUCCAUCAAAAUAGUCGACCGGGAGACGCCGUCGGCGCUGGCCGCCGCCACCGGCGAAUCGCUCACCGUCGAGUCCAUCACCUGCGACAAACGCUUCCCGCACGGAUUCGGGCCGGGCGUCUCCGAAAAGGACCGAUCGGCGCUGGUGGUGCCCCUGCCCGGUCUGGCGGUACUGGAGCUGCGCCGCGGCGUGCACCACGAGCCGUUCGAGCCCGGCCACCUGGAGGCCGUGAACGCCAUCCUGGUGUGGUUCAACAUCGCCAUCAACCGGCUACAGCUGAGCGAGGUGCUGCAGCACCAGCAGGAGCUCAACUCGUUCCUGCUGGAGGUGGCCAGCGCGCUCUCCGACGAGCCAUUCGGCCAGGAGGCGCUCAUCUCCAAGGUGAUGCUGCAGGCCAAGGCGCUGGUGGCCGCCGAGCGCGUCACCUUCUUCGCCAUGGACGAGGAGAAACACGAGCUGUACGCCUCACUGUUCGAUGACGGACAGACCAUCAACGGCUCGCCGGUGCUCAGUAAGCGGCACGAGAUCCGCUUCCCGGCCGAGCGCGGCAUCGCCGGCCACUGCGCCCGGCUGGGCCAGGUGGUGAACGUGCAGGACGCCUACUCGGACCCGCGCUUCAACGCCGAGGUGGACCGCAGCACGGGCUACCGGUCGCGCAGCCUGCUGGCCGUGCCCGUGAAGGCGCAGCACCGUCUGCUUGGCGUCCUGCAGGUGGUCAACAAACUCGACGCCGACUGUUUCUCGGAGACGGACGAGGCCUCCCUGAAGAUGUUCGGCAUCUACUGCUCGCUGGCGCUCUCGUUUGGCGCACUGCACGAGCGAGGUCAAAAGAAGGACAAUCAGCUGAGCGUGGCCCUGGACGCCCUGGAGUACCACACGACCGCCUCGCCGGCGGAGCUGAAGAAGUACAUGGAGCAGCCGCUGCCGGCCUCCAUCCCCGACUCGUUCGACACGUUCCGCUGGGCGCCCGAGCCCAGUCACGACCUGAGUCGGCUCUACCUGCACAUGUAUUUCGACCUGCUGGGCGAGGGCGCGUGCGGCGGCGCCCCGGAGCGGGUGGUUACCUUCACGACCACGGUCAUCAAGUCGUACCGCCGCGUGGCCUACCACAACGCCACGCACGCCUUCAUGGUGGCGCACACCAUGUACAAUAUCCUGAAGAGGAACACCAACGUCUUCAGCCGGCUGGAGCUGCUGUCACUACUGGUGGCCUGCAUCUGCCACGACAUCGACCACCGCGGCUACAGCAACACGUACGCCAAGGCGGCCACGCCGCUGGGCGGCCUCUACAAGGCGUCGGUGAUGGAGAACCACCACUUUGCCACGGCGGCGGCGGUGCUGCAGCGGCCCGGGCACGACAUCCUGGCCGGGCUGACGGCAGCCGACAGGAAGGAGGUGCUGGACCUGAUGUACGAAGCGAUCAUCGCCACUGACCUCGCCGUGUACUUCCAAGUUCGGCCGAAACUGGAGUCGGCCAUGACCGGCCAGUUCAACAUGCACCAGACGGAACACAGGCGGUGGUUCUGCAGUGUGAUGAUGACCGCCUGUGACCUGUCGGCCGUCUGUAAGGCCCCAGAGGUGGUGCUCGAACACACUCUCGAGCUGUACGUCGAGUUCCACGAGCAGGGCGACAACGAGAAGAAGCGGGGCACCACGCCCGAUCCCAUGAUGGACCGUACGAAGGCGCUCAACCUACCCAACGACCAGAUCAACUUCAUCAAGUACAUCUGUAUGCCGGCGUACGAGCUGAUCUCCAAAGGCCUGCCUAACACCAACGAGAUGCUCGUCAACGUCAAGCGGACGCUAGAGUACUGGGCCGACCUGCGCACAAAAGACGCCAGCGUCUGGAAGCCGUACGCCAGCUGGCCCAAGCCGGAGCACCACGAGACGCGGCUGAAGCUGCCGCGGAGGCAGUCGAGUCGGUCCCCGUCGCCGGCCCGGCCGUCGGCAAAGUAGACGGUGGCUGACCGCGGUCCCAACAGCUGCCCAGCCAAGCAGCACUCUCGGACAGCCGCUCAGGACAGUUCCAGUUAAUAUUUCAGUUUGAACAGUGCGAGAACAAUGUUCUUCAGAUUUAAUCGUGUGCAAGCGGUGUUAUCAGAGUUUCAAUGGCGCUUAAACGACAUUUUUUAGAGUUCAAAUAAUCGUGUACGGAGUUACUAGGGACCAUUUUUUUGCACUGUGCGCUUUUUGUUACUUUUCUACGUUAUUCACGAAUUACGCGGAAGAAGAUUUCGGUAAUGCCAAGCGAUUUAUUCUGCAAUAAAACGUUAAUUUGCCA